Molecule: messenger RNA, 1212 nt
Organism: Morus notabilis
Lineage: Eukaryota; Viridiplantae; Streptophyta; Magnoliopsida; Rosales; Moraceae
Exons: 2
Coding region: 1-1212 (403 amino acids)
Molecular function (GO): zinc ion binding; nucleic acid binding
Source: RefSeq, a predicted model, not a curated record
AUGGAGUUUAUGACCUUGCAACAGGGUGAUAUGUCGAUAAGGGAAUAUGGGGCUAAGUUUAAUGACUUCUCCCGCUUUGCGCCAUCUCUGGUGGAGUCUGAGCAUUUGAAAUGCCUGAAAUUUGAAAAAGGUCUUAAGAAUUCUGAAGUAGCUAGUCAAGUUUUUGCUUCUGGUGGGCCUUCUGCUUCAUUUGGGCUACAAUGGAGUGGUAGAAGAAAUAGUAGUUCCUCUGGAACUGAUAGAAGUGGUCCCUACAGCCCCAAGUGUCAUUAUUGUGGGCAAGUUGGCCACAUUAGAAGGAACUGUCCAAAUCGGAGUGAGGCUUCUUACGGUCAAGGAAGACCACCGCAGUUUGUGCCGCCUUAUCAGCCACAGCUACCAAUGCCGAUGCCAUACCCUCAUGUGCCAACCUACCAUCUGCCUCAAUAUCCACAGUUUCAACCUCAAGCGUCGGGACCAGUGCAAAUACCUCCGCCGCAACAAUAUAGGCCAGGGACUCAACGACCUAAUAUUGGUGAUAAAGGAAAGGGGAAAGCACAGGGACAAGCUUAUACGCUGACUAGAGGUAGUUCUGAAGGACAGGCUAGCAACAUGGUGGUUGAGGGUAUGAGUCUAAUCUCUCAUUCUCUAGCACAUGUAUUGUUUGAUACUAGUGCUACCCAUAUUUUAAUAUCAAGUUCUUUUGUUCAAACCUUGAAACUGAAGUUCGAGAACUUAGAAAUUCUGAUGAUGUUAAACUCCCCACUGGGAUGUGUGGAGGUAGCUAGUGUGUGUAGAUCAUUUGAAGUCACGAUUGGAGGUGAGCGAUUGAGAGCUGACUUGAUAAUCCUUCCGAUGAGUCUAUUUGACGUGGUAUUCAGAAUGGAUUGGUUAGCAAGAUACAGUGCGAUUGUUGAUUACUACCAUAGGAGAGUGACCCUAAUGACUAAUUCUGGAGUAAUGAUCACUUAUCAAGCAGACAUGAACCCAGUCCUAAAAGAACGACUGUUGAGGUACAGCAUUGGGGGACGAAGGAACCUGGCUUGUUUUUCUUUCCUUCUUGCUUUAGAAGGUGAACCAGAGGUAAUAGGAGACAAUGCAAAAAUUCCUAUGGUGGAUGAGUUCGCAUAUGUGUUCCCUGAUGAGUUACCCGGUUUACCGCCAGAUCGAGAAAUUAAAUUUGGCAUUGAUUUAAUGCUGGGAACAGCUCCUAUUUCUAUUCCUCCUUACUGA